GAUAGUUCGUAUGUCAAAGUCGCUCCCUGUCUCAGUACCUGUCGUCACUUGGAUACAGCUGUGUCCAUGUCCGUGCCAGCAAACACUCUAUCUCCAGACGUCCUUCCACGGGAAUUCCCUCCUGAUAUCCAUGCCGUACGGUUACCCCGCGUACGGAACGGACAGGGCAGAAGAUAUUGGACUGGAGCUACGCUAUACACGUGCCACCUACGCCUUAUUAGAGAAAUUUGAACAGCAAAGCUAAUUUUCUUGUUGCGUGGGACGUGUUACCGCCUCUAACGUGUUGCUUUUGUUACAGCGAGUUCGUUAAAGCCCCGUGCCUCGGCAGAAGACCAACCAAAGCAACCGUUUCAAGCUGAAACCGGUCAGACCGAACUUCUCCCUGAGUGACGCCGUGCAACGCGUGCAGACUUAGCUCUGAGUAACCCUUAUUGUUGGAGGCUAUCAGCGGUUACAGAUUCCAGCCAGCCCAACCUGACUUAGGAGAACAAAAGAUGGCGUGCGAGAGUUUGCCGAUGUCUGUGAGCUGGGGCCUGCUGGCAGCAUUCAUCUGCCUGGUGUUACUCUAUGGAUACCGCACCAUGUCCGUGCUGCAGAAGCUGGGUGUACGCGGACCCACCCCGCUGCCGUUCGUCGGGAACCUGCUGACCUACAGGAAGGGACAGAAUGUCGCCUUCAGGGAAUGGCGUCAAAACUAUGGCAGGGUUUACGGGAUGUAUGAGGGUCUGGCCCCCAAACUGGUCAUCACGGAUCCUGAGAUAGUCAAACAGGUGUUCGUGAAGGACUUCAGCAACUUUCCAAUGAGAAUGCCCCUCUGCAUACCGAUCGGGCUGCCCGAGGAAACGCUGAUAUUUGCCGACUUCUCGCACCACAAGCGCAGGCGGGGCAUCCUGUCUCCUGCCUUCACCGCCGGAAAAGUCAAACUGAUGGUUCCACUGGUAAACAGAUGUGCGGACUUCCUCAUGGAGAACCUGGAUAAGCUGUUUGUAGAGGAGACCACGUUUGAUGCUAAACAGGUGUUCAGUUACCUGACCCUAGACGUGAUGGCCAGCACGGCCUUCGGUGUGGAGGUAAACUCCCAGAAGGACCCGCAGCACGCUUUUGUCGUGAACGCCAGGAAGGUGGACCUGUCUGUAGUAGGGGGGAUGAAACCCAGUCUCAUCAUAGCAGCCGUCCUGUCUAUGGUUGUCCCCAUGGAUGUUCUGGAGAAGUGGGGGCUGACAGUUGUCCCUGCUGACGCGGUCUCCUUCUUCCACAGCAUCCUGGAGACCAUCCUCACCAUGAGGAUCAAACAGCAGCCUAAUGAGCGGCGGAUGGAUCUGCUAGAACUGAUGAGAGCAGCCCGUGAGGAACACUGUUUGGAUCUGCCCGAGGAAUUUGAGAAAAGCCUGUCGGCAGAUGAAGUCACCACAGAUGCGAUCAGUUUCUUCCUUGCCGGUUACGACACCAUAGCAGGCCUGCUGGGAACCACUGCAGUCAACCUGGCCAGGUAUUCCGACAUGCAGGACAAACUACUGCAGGAGGUCGCAACUGUCACAGAGGAACAGGGUUAUGUUCAAAAUGAGGACAUCCAAAAGAUGGAGUACCUGGACAUGUUCCUGAUGGAGACCCUGAGAAUGGACUCUGGAGCAAGAUUUCCCCGCCUGUGUACCCAGGACACUGAGAUCAGCCCGGGCCUGACGGUCCCAGCCGGGGUAGAGGUCAUCAUUGACUCGGACAGUCUGCAUAUCGACCCGGAGUACUGGCCUGAACCAGAAACAUUCAUACCGGAGAGGUUUACCAAAGAGGAAUCAAACAAGCGUGAGCCAUUUACCUUCAUCCCGUUUGGGCAAGGCCCCCGCACGUGUAUCGGCAUGCACCUCGCCCUCAUGGCCACCAAGAUCACCCUGGUGCGCAUCCUGCAGAAGUACCGCUUUGUGGCCUUUAACGUUACGGUUGAAGUGAACGAGCUGAACAAGGCUGCUGAUCUCAGGCUGACGGAUCAUGGCCUGGGGUUCUUCGUGAGGAACCAGUGGGUCAAGCUGGAGCGGCUGGACUACUAA
Branchiostoma floridae (Florida lancelet) is the source of this 2042-nucleotide messenger RNA. Its product is annotated as cytochrome P450 3A8-like. Gene Ontology annotation, molecular function: oxidoreductase activity, acting on paired donors, with incorporation or reduction of molecular oxygen; steroid hydroxylase activity; iron ion binding. Bases 495 to 2042 code for a protein of 515 amino acids. NCBI's taxonomy places the organism in Eukaryota, Metazoa, Chordata, Leptocardii, Amphioxiformes, Branchiostomatidae. The transcript has 16 exons. The record is from RefSeq and is a predicted model, not a curated record.